Molecule: messenger RNA, 2885 nt
Organism: Brassica napus (rape)
Lineage: Eukaryota; Viridiplantae; Streptophyta; Magnoliopsida; Brassicales; Brassicaceae
Product: serpin-ZX
Exons: 2
Coding region: 255-1397 (380 amino acids)
Molecular function (GO): serine-type endopeptidase inhibitor activity
Source: RefSeq, a predicted model, not a curated record
CUUUCUGGUAUAAAUAUAUCUAUUAUUUACCUUAUUUAAUUAAUGCAUAAAAGUGAUUUUUAUUUAAGUUUUAUUCCUUUUUAACAAGAUUUUCCUAUCUAGUUUUACGUAUAUCUAUUUUGAAUUUUGGAAAUUUGAUAUUUCAGCCUCUAUAUAACAAGAUUGUAGAACGUAAACUUUGGCAUACACACCUUUGCGUCCUAAUCAAUCUCACAUCUUGGCUUUCUUAUUCACCUUUUCACCCGCCAUAAAAUAUGGACCUCCGAGAAUCACUGCGGAAGCAAAACGAGAUCGUACUGAGUUUGUUUAAGCACGUGAUCGCCACCACCACCGCCGGAAAACCCUCUAACCGACUCUUUUCCCCGGCGUUAAUCAAUGUCAUCCUCAGCUUUAUCGCCGCCAAGUCUCCCAGAGACAUCGAAGAAAAGAUUCUCUCUUUACUACAGGCUUCUUCGACCGACGAGCUUAACACCGUCUCCUCCAAGAUCGUAACCACCGUCCUCGCCGACAGUACACCAAGUGGCGGUCCGACGAUCGCGGCAGCGAACGGCGUCUGGAGCGAAAAAUCUGUCCCUGUCGAUCCUUCUUUCAAGGAUAUUAUAGAGAACUCGUAUAAGGCUGCUUUUAACCUAGUUGACUUUCGCAACAAGGUUCAUGAAGUGGUUGAAGAAGUGAACUCAUGGGUUGAGAAGGAGACAAAAAGACUCAUCACUGAUCUCAUCCCAAAAAACUCUGUUUCUCCUGCGACUGAUCUCAUAUUCGCCAAUGCAUUGUUCUUCAACGGAAGAUGGGAUCAAGAAUUCGAUCCAUCUCUUACAAAAGACUCCGACUUUCACCGUUUCGAUGGAACCACAGUACGUGUGCCCUUCAUGUCCGGCUACUCUUUAAGAUACGGUCUGGUAGUUUACCAAGGUUUCAAAGUCCUCAACCUACCUUACAGGGGAGGACGUGGUGACUACUACGGUCGCCGUUUCUCGAUGCAAAUCUAUCUGCCUGAUGAAAAAGAUGGGUUGCAUGCAAUGCUGGAGAGGUUAGCUUAUUGUUGUGGAUUCUUGAGUGGCGAAGGAGAUAUUCCUGGAUACUCUGCAGGUAUAGGAGAACUCAAGGUUCCGAGGUUUAAAUUCGAGUUUGGUUUUAACGCCACGGAAGCUGUCGAGGGUUUGGGUUUGGAGCUGCCGGGGGAUGUGAUCAUCCACAAGUCUUGCAUUGAGGUAGAUGAAGUGGGAUCGAAAGCUGCAGCGGCUGCUGCUGUGAUCAGUAAGGGUUGUCGUAUGCCUCCUACUCCGAAAGAGAAGUAUGACUUCGUGGCUGAUCACCCGUUUCUCUUCCUUGUCAAAGAAAACUUCAGCGGACUAGUCCUGUUCCUUGGUCAAGUUACUGAUCCUUCUAUGCAUUAAUGUGUGUUCAAAGCAUUUGCAUGUUGACUUUGGUGGAUGGUUUUUGAAACUAAUAACUUCACUUAUUCCUCUGGCUUUGUUAUCUUUUUAAGAUUUGUUUUUUUUCUUUGAAAGAAGUGUUAAAUUAAUUCAAAUCGAAAAAACCUUGUUACAAUGAUUGCUUGUUUGCUAUCUCGAACUUAUGAAUUAUGGAAGCAUUAAAAUUGAAAAAGAACCCAAGUGACUUUUGUUGGCUUCAUCAAUAUGCGAACUAAACUGGCAGAGCAACUUCAUACACUCUUCCUCCUGUGACGCACUUGCUUGUCGAUGUUGUGAUUAGCCGAGUUGGGUUCUGAGGUUGUUCACCAUGUUUUCUCAUCUUUCUUUCGUACCAAAAUGAGAAUAAUGUAGUUUGGAAGACAUAACAAAUCAAAAACAGUGACAUCUUGUCUCGCGUUGGAUCCAUCAAUAUUUCCAGUAUUUGAUACCACAUGAGUUGUAUAUUCCGUACAUAGAAAGCUUUUGAGUCAAACCGUUCAAUACUUCCUCCAAGUAUUUGCACCAGAAGAAGAGAUUGUUUCUAUUAGGGCUGGCCGUGGGGCAUUCGGGGGACCAAUCGGAUUUUGGUUCGGAUUCAAUCGGGUUUCGGAUUUUCGGUUUUAUGAUUUCGGCCCAUUAGGAUAGCAUAAAAUUAUUGGCAUUUUAAACAAUUCAAAAUUACAUGAACUUUGUUAGUUGGUGUUAAUGUUAGAGAUGAGGUCUUGCAAAAUGUCUUCUAGCAAUGGCUUAAACAAGUAUGCAUAUGAGAUUUUUAUGUAAACUAGGGGUUGGCCCGCCGGUGAGUUAACACUAAAACUAUUUUAUAUUAAAAUAUAUUUUUUAUUUAAUAAAUCAUUUAAAAUUUUACUUUAUUGAAUAUAAUAAAUAUAAUAUGUUCUUAUUCGAAGAUUAUAUUGUAAAUUUUACUCAUCGGCUUAUGGCUCUGGAAAGGUAUUAAACUUUUGUCGGUUUUGUGUACGUCAUACUUUAAGUUAAUAAAAAUCCAAUAGAAGACAAAAGAAAAAGAAAGUCUAAUUACUUAUAUUGUAAGUUCUUGAACUUUUUUUUAUGGUAAAAUAUUCAAUCAUUGUUUCGCUGAGUCAAUUUAAAUUCUUUUUAAUGUGAUUGUUAAGAUGAUUUAAUAUGGUUAUGUUCUGCUUUUUUACGGGUUAGAUUUUUAAUAUUUUUUUAUGUUAGGUCAUCUAUUUUAUUGAUACUUAAUAUUUUUUUUUCAUAUAUAUUUGUUUUAUGUUAGAUGUAUUGGAAAAUGAACAAAAUAAUGAAUAAAAAUUCAUUUGAGAAAUUGGAUAAAUAAAUUAAUAAGAAUUUUUGAUCAACUUGUUCUUUAAUAAAAGUAGAUUAGAAAUUUUCUUUUAUAACUUCAGUUUGUUCUUUAUCAAAAUCAGAUUAAAGAAAAAUAGAAACCAUAUUUUGACUGAGAAUAUUUGAAAAAAAUAUUAACAACACAUU